Messenger RNA from Misgurnus anguillicaudatus (oriental weatherfish), 4972 nucleotides. Lineage: Eukaryota; Metazoa; Chordata; Actinopteri; Cypriniformes; Cobitidae. The record is from RefSeq and is a predicted model, not a curated record.
ACUGGAUGCCAACCGCCGUUAAAAGAGAAGAAGAAGAAGAGGAAGAGGGAAUUUAUCAGUAGAAAUGACGCGAUUUACGCGUUUCUUGAAGGAUUUAAAAACGUGAAUCUUGCCUGCAAUCAGAAGUACUGCCCGCAUUUUUACCGCGAGGAGUUGACUCGUUAUUACUUCGGACUGUUUCAGCCACACACAUAAAGUGAUUGAGACCUUCAGUGAAGCUCCUCCUACAACAAUCCACCAAUAACUGCUGGAGUCAAACCCACAGAGAAAUCACUCCAUGUGUGACAACUGAAAUCUUCAUGACAUAAUGUUGAUGCUGGUGAAAGAGGAGCUUGAGAAGAUGACAGAUCCACAACCAUGCAGAAUAAAGGAUGAAGAUACUGAGGAACAAAUAGAUAUGAUGGAAGUGAAAGAGGAGAGUCAAGCUGAAGUGGAUGAGAAACAUCAGAUUGUAAAAAUAAACCAUAAUGUUUCACAGAAAGAAACUCUGAUAAUAGAAGACAUAAAGUGUGAAAUUAGUUUCAGAGAAGAUGAACGCCCUGCAGAUCACAAGAGGACUCACAGUGAGGAAAAACCUUUCACAUGUCAACAGUGUGGAAAGAAUUUCAGAAGAAAAGCUCACCUUACAGAUCACAAGAUGACUCACAGUGAGGAGAAACCUUUCACAUGUCAACAGUGUGGAAAGAAUUUCAGAAGAAAAGCUCACCUUACAGAUCACAUGAGGAUUCACACUGGAGAGAAACCUUACACAUGUCAACAGUGUGGAAAGAGUUGCACCUUUAAAACGAACCUUAUCCGGCACAUGAAAACUCACAGUGAGGAGAAACCACACGAGUGCCAUCACUGUGGAAAGAGAUUUAUAACUGCAUGUGAUGUUAAGAUGCAUUUAAGAAUUCACACUGGAGAGAAACCUUACACUUGUCAACAAUGUGGAAAGAGUUUCAGAGUUGAAAGUAGCCAUAAAAUACAUGCAAGAAUUCACACUGGAGAGAGACCGUUCUCUUGCCAUGAGUGUGAUAAAGGUUUUAGAAGUAAAAGUAGCCUUAUAACACACAUGACAAUUCACAAAGGAGAGAAACCUCACGCGUGUUUUCACUGUGGAAAGAGUUUUAUUGUGGAGUAUCAACUUAAGAGACACAUGAAAACUCACAGCGAAAAGGAACCUCAUGCAUGUCUUCAGUGUGAAAAGAGUUUCAUAGAUAAACGUGGACUUGAGAUUCACAUGAGAAGUCACACUGGAGAGAAACCUUACAUAUGCUCUCAUUGUGAGAAGGGUUUUACAAGUGAAGGCGCUCUUAAGAAACACCUGAAAGUUCAUACUGGAGAGAAACCGUUCACUUGUCAAUACUGUGGAAAGAGUUUUACAGUAAAACGUGAUCUUAAUGCACAUGUGAGAAUUCACACUGGAGAGAAACCAUACGUGUGUCAUCAGUGGGGAAAGAGUUUUGGGACAAAACCAAACCUUAAAGUACAUUUGAUCACUCACACUGAAGAGAAACCGUUCUCAUGCCAUGAGUGUAAAAAGAGUUUCAAAACAAAAGCUUAUCUUAAAAAACAUGCAAAAUGUCACCCUCAAUAGUGUCAACAGUGUGAAUAUGGCAACAAAGUAUAGAAAUGCUGAGGUCUUAUUAAAGGAGUGGUGAAGCAAACAGCCAAUUUUUACUUGAUAAUUUGUUAUAUAAGAGAUCACCAUACUUAAAUGAACAUUCUGCAAGUUUUAGAACUGAAAACGUCCUCUUUACUGAAAUAUGACAGUUUUUGGCACCAAGCCAAGAAAACGGUAGGUUCAGGAAUGUGCCGAAAUGUGACGUCAAGUUAGAAUUUAAACACCUCCUCCACACUCAAAAUGUCAACGAGCACUUUUGUAGCCCCGCCCACAACUUUGCGUGACAUGUUUGGACCAGGGCCAAAGCAAACGUAUGCGCUCAACAAUGUGUAUGUCUCAACAAUCAGUAAACAUGUCUUUUAAAGCGUAACUAAACCCCUCGUCAGAGCCUGACUCCACCUACUGGCAAUAUUUGAAAAAUGCAAGAAAAGUGGGCAGAUCCCAACGGAGAUAGAGGGGACGAACUAAGCUUGUACCAAGUGUGUGGUGAGAUCGUAACAAGGGCGUGGAGAGCUUGAAACUGCCUACGUCAAGUUAUUUUUUGGACCCAACAUCCAAUAGGAAAAUUCAACUGCAGUAGCCACCGUUCAACCUGAAGAGGGCAGCACUCAGACAUUUUUACACCAUAUAUUGCAGUAUUGAAACACUUUAUAUCCAAAUGUCAAAAAACUUACUAAAAUCAAUGAACAGUGCUAAUAAAGCAUAAUUUUUACAGAUCAUUAACUAAAAAAAGUUGGUUUAGGGUUAAGUUACUCUUUAAAAAUUGCCAAAUGUAACCAAAAUGACUUUUAAAUCAUUUUUCCUGAGAGACUUUUAUUUUGACACAGUGAUCUGUUAUGAGUACCAAUGGAAACGGAGUAUUCAUAACAUUAUCACGAAGGUUCGGAACCUAACUUUACGAAUGCGUGGAUGAAGUUUGUUUUUAAAGAAGUUAAAAGUGUGGGGAGUGUUUGUUUACUUUUUAAAAUUUGGAUUUAUUUGUAAAGAUGCCUAGCCUGGGUUUCCCCAUCCUGCCUUACGCGCAAAUGUAUUCACGCUGCAAGUCUAGCAUGGCAACUAUGGGCCUUUUUUGCCCUUGAAAUAUGGAACCAAUCACAGAACGGGGAGGGGCAGCAAGACGAUGACGACGUAAUGUGACACACCAAAGCAGUUUUGUUAUUUGUUAUAACGCAGCAACAGAUGCGAAGUUACUUUUCACUUUACUUUAAGUAGUUUUGAACGCAAGUUUAUAAAAUAAAAUAAAAAAAACUUUUGGCAUUAAACAAUUUCAUAUCAAAGAAGGAUGUUUGGAUACGGUAAGACAGAGUUUUAUAGGACCGACCUGCUAGGCAUUGUCGUCGACAAAGUAAAAUUAACUUAUAAAUGGUAAGUGGUAUUUAUUGCUAUCAUAUUGUCGUUAUGCAUGUAUUGUGGUUGUCACAGUGCCACUAAAUUGUGUUGCUUUUCAAUACAAUAUACAGCGGUUUAGUUGCAUAGCUCAACCGAUAAAAGUCAUUUACGUUUGAAUUAAUGUCGCUCUUCACACAUUAUCUGGUAUAAUUGUAACGAUUGGUUAUGAGCUACGUACAGACGCAUUUGAUAGACAUUCAUAGCCCCAAUAAACGGCUCUGAGCAUUCGUAAACCACGCCUCAAAUACGAGAAAAUGAGCAUAUGGUUCCCAGACCACGUCUCAUUCUCUAUGAUACUGGUCUGGUGUUAGCCAGGCUAAAAGAAGCCACAAGUCGAUGCUGGAUUUGGAGAGAGACUGUGGAGGAUCCUUCCUUUUUCAGACAUUGAGACCAGAGAUUCCGAUAUUGCUUGUGUUUUACGCGACAUGUAAGUUGUUUUGAUUCAUAACCCUUUAAAAAUCACAAGAUUAGUGUGUCGACUUUAGUCAGUGCGUCUUCCCACGGACGAUAUAGUGCAGGUCAAGAGGUAUUUUACUGCAAUAUAACAUAACGCAACAUUCAAUGAUGUCAUGUCAAAAUGGUCAUUUUCAGACACUUACUAAUAGUAGAGUUUGAUAGAGUUUGGUACUGUACAGUGUAGCUAUAAUAAUUUUACAUCAUAACCUCACAAUAAGAUUUGUACUGUCAAUAGAUUAUGUGAAAAAUCAUUGUGGAUUGUAAGUUUGUUGAUCUGAACACCUAAUUCUGUGCUGUGUUAGCACAGCAUCAAAUUGCACUAAUACUGUAAUAUGGCUAACAAUUUCAUUUUGAACAUUACAUGAAACCUUACAUAAUGAAAUAAAACAAUGUCAUCAAACGCAACAUUGAUAGAACUUGAUUACUUGAACUCAACCGCUGAACGAGAAUUCAUGUUGACGGAUGAUGUAAAGACAACAAAUCCCAUAAUUCCACACUGCUUCAGAGCGUCAUUAAUCUGCCUGAUUAUUAUUAUUGUUUUCAUUGUUUUGGCGCCCUUUACAAAUUGCACCUUUAAUAGAGCUGUUAACAGAUCCUUCAUGAAAUGUUUUUGUUUCAGUCACAUCAGUGUUAAUGGAGCUGUUGAUAAAUCUCAUUAUUCCAGACUGAUAGUUCUCAUUUACACCCAAUUAUUACAGUGAUUUCCUAAGAUCUCAUAAAUUUAUUCACAAAGCAGUUGUAACCCUGAUGUAUAUAUUUGUCAUUUUGUAUAUUUACUGAGGGUGAAUGUAUGAUAAAAUGUUUUAUUUUAUAUUUAUUUUGAAACGUGUUGUUCUGUUUAAUAUGUAUUUUUUUUUACUUUCCUAUAUUAGAGUUUUGUUGAGAUGUGCAUGUGAAAAACGUGUCUAACAUCAUUUUGGGUUGUUAGUUGAUGUGCAGUGGCAAAAUAAGAGACUGGAACGUUUGUGAGCCAAUCAAAUUUUCCUAGGGAGGGUUUUGAGGAUGUUCAGAGAGAGAACAGAGACAUUUGAGGUAACAUAAGGGAACGUGAGGGAGAAAUUAUGAAUGGAUAAAAAAGUAGUGUAUAGGAAAAAGUAAGAGAAUAUUUAGGAAAUGUUAUCAAAUGUAUUUAUUGGAAUAUUUGUGUAUGUGUGUAUUUGAGCUAAUGUGGUUUUAUUUACUGCUCCGGAGCAGAGGGGGCGGUAGUGCGCCUAUAAACUGGAUGCCAAUCGCCGUUAAAAGAGAAGAAGAAGAGACAAGACGAGAGAAAUUUAUGAGGAGAAUAGACGCGAUUUUCUCGUUUCUUUGAGUAUUAAAAAACGAGAAUCUUGCCUGCAAUCAGAAGUACUGCCCGCAUUUUUACCGCGAGGAGGUGACUCAUUAUUACUUCGGACUGUUUCAUGUAAGUUUGGAGAAUAGGGGCUACACAAAUGUUUGUGAUUUAAAUAGGAUGAGGCUUGUAAAAUGCAGGUGUAAAAUACUAAGUACUGUUGCUUUUAAAAGGACAUUUUCAAGGAUGCA